Molecule: messenger RNA, 1834 nt
Organism: Diprion similis
Lineage: Eukaryota; Metazoa; Arthropoda; Insecta; Hymenoptera; Diprionidae
Exons: 6
Coding region: 284-1831 (515 amino acids)
Source: RefSeq, a predicted model, not a curated record
UCAAAGAAGAAAAACUGUUGUGAAGAAAGGCUUGCCUGUAGCAUCCAAGGACGGUUCAAGUUUUCAAAUUCAGUAGUUAUUUAAUUUCUAAAGAGGCUACGAAGAGAAUACGAUCAAAAUUGGGUAUUUGAUUUUAUUCCUCGCGUGAAGUAGUGUAACACGCGAAAAAUUCAAAGUUUUUUAUUUCAUUCAGAUCAUCCAUCACUCCGAACAACAUACUUUUCAACCAACACUUGUCUAAAAUUCGACAGACCUUUACAUCAAAGUAAGAAUUAAAGCAAGCAUGGGGAGCUUUGCUAGUAAACUGUUGGGUCGCUACGGAGAAGAUGUAACAGAGUCAAAGGCCAAGUCUACAUGUUUAGAAGAAACUGUUCCCUGCACUCCAACAGCUGUAAAAAAAACAGCACCAGUAGAUCCGAGAUCAGCUUCCGCUGGAAUCCCUCGCACUCCAAUUGAGAUCGUUUACACACCACCGACUGCACACAGACGCCCUAUCAGUGCCAUACCACCGUACUUGCAAAAAAAACAAUAUCUAGAAACGGACUUGGAUGAUAUUGCCACACUUGCUCCUCGCAAAGGUUCUCCUGCAAUGCCACCAGCUACUGGCAUUCUAUCUGUCCCCGAUUUGAAUGGCUCGCCAAAUGUCAGUAAGAUGAAUCGACCAAACAUAUGCGUCAUCGCUGAAAGCCCGUUAGCUGCCAAGCAAUCACAGGAUACUGAUACACUUGUUGAUGAACUGCGCUACAGAAUUUUCGGACUUGAUCCUAGGUCGCCUGCCGCAGACUUCAGCAGAACUCCUAUACUUUCACCUAAAUCCAUAAGACGUCUGAAGGCACGGUCUUUUGAAAACCUGAACAGACGUGAUAGUUACUUUGAAUUGAAUAUCCCACGCCACACGAGAUUAUCUUACUGCGAAACUACCACAGAGGGUUACAUCGCAGAAGUUCUUGCAUUGCCCGACAUUGCGUUGAACCAAUGCACAGAUUCGAGCUUGCAUUUGUUAGCAAAAAAUUUGGAAACUUGUGAUUCAUGCAGCACCAGUUCAGACACGAGUAUAGAGACUAUUUAUGGUGAUUGCGAUGAAGUCACAGUUAUACCCAACCCCAAUGUUAAGUUGGGACAAAGCAUUCCUACUUCGCCUGUGGCGUCAAGUUCAGGCUCUAGUAUCGAAGUGAUUGACGAUUGUCCGGAUGUCUCUUGUCCAGCUCAGGCUGAAACAGAGGAUUACCUCCAUGGCCCAACGGAAAAGGUCAAUCGCGUUUUAUCUAUUGCCACAAAAGCCCAUGAAAAACAAAAGUUAGUUUCUGAAGUCGAGAAAAGAGUUACUGUCUGGAUGGACUCGAUAUCCUCUGAGGUUUCAGAGACCCUAAAACUCAACGUGCCCAAGGAUCUAAUACCAGUGCAAGGCGAUGUUAAUUCACUGCCGAAUGAAGAGGUGCUAAUAGAAUUUGAUGAUGAUGAGAUAACGAAACCCACGAAAACUCAAGCUACAAAUCUCUUUGAUGAAACUGAGAAAAGUAAAGUGAAGAGAGCAGAGACGGCAGGACGAAAAAAGAACAAUCUUGAAGUAGAUAGCAAGGUCUUCUUCCAGGAAAAGAUAUUCACUCCCGACGGGAAGAACAUUAACCAAGCACCAAAGGUACGCACGCCUCUUGGUAAUCGAUCAAACAACCAUGUUAAAGCAAAGAACAUGCCCAUGAAAUCCCCGCAGCAACUACUUCGAGGGAAAGUCAUGUCUGCCAAAUUACAUCAGGAAAACACGCCGCCACGUUCCAUAAAAUCAAAACUUAAUAGCACCCAGUGGGAUCCCGAUUCCACUUUCCUUAUUUAAAGA